UCUUCGUUCCUGCUUCGCGCCUAUUUUGCUUUGAUACUCAUGACCGCUCCUACCGCAGCCGAAUUGACAAAACACGAAGCGCAGUCGAUCUGCCAGACCUUCGGCCAGUCUGCAAGCGAGCUCUUCUUCCGGUGGCAGUCAGUCCCCACACGCGAGCGCCUUCUAGAGCUACGGCACACAAUGCAACGCGACCACGACCGCAGGGCUGCGACACAGCGGCACAGUGCUGCGGGCUCGCCGGCGACUCCCGGGAACCGGAUCUCGCGCAACAGAAACCGCACUGCGCACUACGACAUGAGCUCGGUUGGUGGACUCAUGCAGGACAUGGUCAAUGGGAGCCAGCGCAGCGUGAUGACAACACCGCAAAGCACGAAGCGAGUGGGGCUUUUGAGGGGGAACGGGUCGACGGCGAAGCGCCCUGGCGUGUUUUCGCCCAUGUCGCCGGGUAUUGAAGCGUCGCCGAUGGCUGCUCGGUUCCGCGACCGCACGAAUGCUGGCGAGAGCGUCAAUAUAGUCAAUCCUGAGCUGCCGGUGCUGAAGAUGGAUGCAAUUGCGAACAAGCAGUUGAACAUCGAGGCUAUCGAGCCAGAUAGCGCCAAGACGACAGCAGAUUAUGAUAGCGAUCUGGACGAAGGAGGCGAAGAAGAGGACCAGAAGCUGUCAAAGCAGCGGAUGCGGUACAUGUUUGAGAAACCCGGGACGCGUUCUGACGUGCUUAACCGGCGCAUCGAGCGCAUGGCCAGUGCUGUCAAGAAAGACUACAAGAUCGAUGCCCUUGCAAACCCGACGUACGCGCAUCAGGACCUGGUUACCUCUGUCGGUCGCAUCGUUGGAUUCAACCCUGAUGACCCUGCUGCCAGCGCCCACUUGGCCAACGAUACGGUUUACCUGGAGACCUCCCGUCGACUCGGAAACGGCCGCCGGGUGCAGCUCGAUGUUAGCUCAGCUGCGUCGUUCUCGCUGUUCCCUGGCCAAAUAGUUGCUGCUGAGGGAAAGAACCUUGAUGGCUCGGCCUUUGCUGUGUCGCAGUUCCACCCUCUGCCGCUGCAAUCGCAUCUGAGUGUUGACAGGCGCGAACCAGGUAUUUCGCCCUUUACCGCGAUUGUCGCGUCAGGCCCAUUCACCCUCUCUGACAACUUUGACUACGAACCCUUAGCAGUCCUGAUUGACUGUAUCGUGAAAGACCCGCCCAGCGCAGUGUUCUUGCUUGGUCCCUUUGUCAGCGAAGCUCACCCGUUAAUCAAGGGCGGUAUGGUGGAUAUGCUUCCCGAGCAGAUAUUCGCGUCUCAAAUUGUCCCGCUGCUAAAAACACUGCGUGAUGGCCUACCCGCUGAAACCGCUGUGUUCUUGGCACCGUCUCCCGACGAAAUGUGCCACCCGUUUGCCUCGUAUCCGCAGCCGCCACUUAACCGCGACAUGAUGGCACGCCUUGGCGUCCCAUCUGGAAUCCAGUUCCUCGACAACCCUGCGCAGCUCACAAUCAACGGUGUGUCCAUCGCAGUGGCCAACACUGAGACCCUAGCGUUCUUUAAUUCGUCGGAAGUCUCACGCAUGCCCGAUCUCAUUGAGCGCUUGCCGCGUAUGGCGUGGCAUAUGAACUAUGCCGGGAUCUUGGCAUCCCAUGAUGUCAAGUUGCAUAUGCAUGUGAUGCCGGAUAUCUUCAUCACGCCGUCCAAGCUGCGGCACUUUGCCCAUCUCCACAAGAAUGUUGUGCUGGUGAAUCCUGGGUACUCGACGUUGGGGCAGGGCGGGGGCACAUAUGCCAAGAUUUAUGUCCACGAUAAGGCGGUAGCGGCGGCACAUAUGGCUCAGGCGGACAGCCUGAUGGGAAACAAUGCCGAUGAGGUUUUCCCUGCACACUGCAUCCGCGCUGAGAUUGUCCGCUUGUAGCCAGCAUUCCCCCAAACAUACUUUUGGAAUUUUGAAUAACAGAAAAGGUAAAGACAUUGCGGUACUGCUCCCCUAAUGCCAUCUUGGCAGACCCAGCAGGAUUGAUUGGCGCGCUUGGUCCAGGUUGGGAGCACGGAUAUCCAUAUCUGCUUACCUGAAAACGGCCAACAGUUGGGGAAACGCGGGCUGAAUACUACAGCUGCAGAUGAUGCUUGAACGGGCACACCGCCUGUAUCCGGGCGAUUGUCCUGCGUCUGUGCAUUCCCAUGCCCAACAUCCUUGGAUGGGCGACGGGCAGUGCAAUCAG
Linderina pennispora is the source of this 2197-nucleotide messenger RNA. Its product is annotated as DNA polymerase alpha, subunit B. Gene Ontology annotation, cellular component: alpha DNA polymerase:primase complex. Gene Ontology annotation, biological process: DNA replication initiation; DNA replication. Gene Ontology annotation, molecular function: DNA binding. Lineage: Eukaryota; Fungi; Kickxellomycota; Kickxellomycetes; Kickxellales; Kickxellaceae. The coding region runs from base 40 to 1890 and encodes 616 amino acids. The transcript is spliced from 4 exons. The record is from RefSeq and is a predicted model, not a curated record.